Ilex paraguariensis (yerba mate) is the source of this 218-nucleotide messenger RNA. Lineage: Eukaryota; Viridiplantae; Streptophyta; Magnoliopsida; Aquifoliales; Aquifoliaceae. The record is from the annotation of a GenBank genome assembly.
AUGGCUGUUUUGAUAUCAAUGUUGAUAAUUGCAAAGACCCAUCAUGAGCAGGUUGAAACACUAGAUGAAGAAACCAACCCAAUAAUUCUUGUUAAAUCUUUCAAUGCACUAGAACCAGAGGCCUUAAAAGCCGUCAAUAAGUACAAUUUGAUUGGGAUUGGGACACUAAUUCCUUCUACUUUCUUAGGUGGAAAAGAGCUAUCUGACACUUCUUUUGG